UUUGUUAUUGCGGAGCGCCCCCCACUGGAAUGGAGGUGAAAAUAACGAAAGAGCCAGAUACGGGCUGAAAAAAUAUUUUCGAAACCAAAUACUACUCUGAUACACUGGCCACUACAAAAUGCAAUACUGACUUCGUUGGUUACAUUUUCGCCAAUAGCUAAUUUGAAUUAUCUUAUUACAAACCAUGUGAUCAUCAAGAUCAGAGUUUGUGAAAUGAUAGAUAAAAAACAGAACGGUCAAGAGAAACAUUUCACAAAAUCCAACCAUCUGAUAGGAAGUUGGUACCAUCUUUUUGGUCAUGGGGGAGAAAUGCGCACUGGCAAUGACUGUCGCAGAAUGAGAAGGAAACCUCAUGAAUCAGAAGGAAGUGGAACCACCAUUUCUGUCUAAAGCCACCUCCCGUGUUCAUAGUCCGAGAACAGAACGGAAGAGUGCUCAAAGGAGAACUGCUAAUGUCGAUGACCACCGGUCGGGUAAGUACGUCUCCGAUCUUCCUUUGUUUAAAGUAUAACGUUUUGGUGUGUAUCUCCCCGAGUGUGCUCAUGUAAUGUUCUUAAAGUCAAUAGUGGCACCUUACCAAUACAGUAUACUGAUGUAUUCUCUGAUGCUUGUACGCGGUGCUCAGUAAACUUUGGUGAUUGUCAGUUUUCACAAAGUGCUACUCUUCGGAGAGCGCUGCGGGACUCAGGGCCGCCCAGUUCUAGACUGGGUGCCCCCAGCCCGUUCUGCCGGCCAUUUGAGUCGUGUCAAUAAAUGUUGUGGUUCAUUUUUAACACUAGUCUCUGACUGAAUGUUUGUUAGUUUUGCUCAAUUGCUUGUCCCAUUUUAUUAACUUUUUUCGCCCAUUCCUCCAUCAACCAGAGGUGAAGAACCCAACAUGGACGACCUCAUGACGUCAAACAUCCUCACCACAACAGCCAUGAUGGCCUAUCCUUUCCUAAACUCCAGUGGCCCAGAGAGCCAGGUGUCGGUGGGUCCGUCCCCCGAGCCCGGCCCCUGUUCCUUGGACACCAGCUCCCUGCGGAUCCCCCUGACGCUCUUCUACGCCCUCUUCGUCGUGCUCGGCCUGGCCGGGAACCUGCUGGCCCUGUGGGUGUUCCUGCGCGACCGCUCCGACAAGAAGGGCUCCGACAAGAAGGGCUCCGACAAGAAGGCCUCCGUGGACGUGCUCCUGGUCAACGUGGCGCUGUCGGAACUGCUGCUGGUGGUGGUCUGCCUGGCCUUCAGGAUCAGCUACGGCUGCAUGGUGGUGUGCUACGUCAAGAUCGCCUUCAAGCUGCUGAGGACGUCCAAGGAGAAGCCCGACCUGCCCAACGCGGCCCGCUAUGCCCGGACGGCCAAAAAGUCCUUCUUCAUCCUCUUCCUCUAUACCGUGUGCUUCAUGCCCCACCACAUAGUGCGCGUCUUCUACAUCGUCACCCAGAUCACCGACACGUCCUGCUACUGGAGGGGCGUGGUCUACCAGGCCAAAGAGGUGGCCCUGCUCUUCUCUGCACUCAACAGCUGCCUGGAUCCCAUCAUGUACUUCCUGCUGUCGUCAUCCAUGAGGAAGCAGGUGAUGCGGUUGCUGGGUAGCGCCAGGCAGGACCUUUCCGAGACAGCCGUCGACCGGGCUGGUGGGCAUCUUCGGGAAUAAUACGGCUGACAUUACAAGAUGGGGAAGGGGAAUGCCAGCGAGAAUUGAAACCUAUGCAUAUGUAUUCCACAGCUACAACAGAAUUCUGAUUUUUCUACUGAAGCAUUCUACUCUGUUAUUUCUGAACAGGAGGACGUUGAUAUGGACACAUUUUCUUUUGUUAGGCCUAAAAAAAAAAUUAGUUUGGUUCCGGUUUCCGACCGACCCUGUCAA
Molecule: messenger RNA, 1849 nt
Organism: Gadus morhua (Atlantic cod)
Lineage: Eukaryota; Metazoa; Chordata; Actinopteri; Gadiformes; Gadidae
Product: probable G-protein coupled receptor 34
Exons: 1
Coding region: 878-1636 (252 amino acids)
Biological process (GO): G protein-coupled receptor signaling pathway
Cellular component (GO): membrane
Molecular function (GO): G protein-coupled purinergic nucleotide receptor activity
Source: RefSeq, a predicted model, not a curated record